AUGGCUGAUGCUUUACUUACAGAGCCAGUCAUCAUUGUUGGGGGAGGCACCUUUGGUACGACAACGGCCUUCCACCUAGCAAAGAAAGGGUACACAAAUGUCACAGUUCUGGAUCGCUUCCCAGUACCUUCAUUAGAAGCGGCUGGCAAUGAUAUCAACAAGGUUGUUCGAACAGAGUACCCAGACCCCCUUUACACAAAGUUGGCCACCGAUGCAAAGAACAUUUGGAGCAAUCCAAAUGGAUUACUAUCUGGGCUGUACCAUCCUAGCGGCUGGAUUAUUGGCGCAUCGGAUCGCUCUAUGCCAUUCGUAGAGGCUUCAAUCAAAAGUGCAAAGACCGUCGGGACUGAACCUCCGAAACUUGUGUCCACAGAGGAAGUUCAUCAGAAAUGGCCAAUGAUAAAUGGUGAUCUCCCCGGCUGGCAGUCAUAUUGGAGCUCUGGUGGAGCAUGGGUGAAUGCCAGAGAAGGAAUCACAAGAAUGGCUCGAAAGGCCAUAAACAGCGGUGUCAAGUACAUUUCUGGGGAUGCCGGAUACGUCAAACAGUUGCUAUUCGAUGCUAACUCAACAUGCAUUGGGGUCCGGUCCGCCGAUGGCUCAAAUUAUCAUGGCACGAAGAUCGUGGUCGCAGCUGGAGCUGCUGCCGGUAGCAUUUUGGACUUGAAAGGCCAGAUAGUGGCUAAAGGCCAUACUAUCGGUCAUAUCCAACUCUCGCCCGAAGAGAUCGAGAGAUACAAAGACAUGCCAAUUAUCGAUCAUCUGGAAGGAGGAAUUCUCUUUCCACCGCAAGAGGAUGGUAUCAUGAAAAUUGGCGCUAUCCAUUUUGUGACAAACUAUGCGAAAUCCUAUCAUGGAAUGUCGCUGCCUCGUUAUCGCUCAGACAACCCAGGAGAUGAUAUACCGGCCGAAAUAGAAGCCCGUCUUCGUCGAUGGAUGUCGGAGUUUGUGCCCGAGCUCGCUCAACGUGAAUGGGUCGAGACUAGGAUCUGCUGGGACGGUGAUAUGCCCGACUAUCACUUUUUGAUCACUCCCCAUCCUACACAUAAAAAUUUGAGCCUUGCAAUCGGAGGCUCCGCACACGGAUUCAAGUUCCUGCCAGUGCUGGGUAAAUACAUUGUUGAAAUGAUGGAGGGAACACUUGAUCCAGCUAUUUCUGCGAAGUGGAAGUGGCGACCUGGUGCCAAAUUGUCGGCUUACGAGGCCAACCCUCACCCGGAGGUUCCAGUAGAUCUGAGCUCGCUACAAGGUUGGGAAACACCCCCAAAGAGCUUGCUGUAA
This is a messenger RNA of Talaromyces amestolkiae, 1278 nucleotides long. RefSeq lists its product as uncharacterized. The record is from RefSeq and is a predicted model, not a curated record. The transcript has 3 exons. NCBI's taxonomy places the organism in Eukaryota, Fungi, Ascomycota, Eurotiomycetes, Eurotiales, Trichocomaceae. Bases 1 to 1278 code for a protein of 425 amino acids. Gene Ontology annotation, molecular function: flavin adenine dinucleotide binding; sarcosine oxidase activity; saccharopine oxidase activity.